Penicillium arizonense is the source of this 1002-nucleotide messenger RNA. Its product is annotated as NADP-dependent oxidoreductase. The transcript has a single exon. Lineage: Eukaryota; Fungi; Ascomycota; Eurotiomycetes; Eurotiales; Aspergillaceae. Gene Ontology annotation, molecular function: zinc ion binding; oxidoreductase activity. Bases 1 to 1002 code for a protein of 333 amino acids. The record is from RefSeq and is a predicted model, not a curated record.
AUGUCGAUAAACACUCUCCCAUCUACCGUACGCGCUCUGCUGCAAGCAGACCCCACCUCAAAAACCAUUACACUCGUCGAACGCCCUCUGCCAAAACCGAAUUCUGCUAAGGGGGAACAUCUGAUCCGUGUUUAUGCUGCCGCUCCAUGUGCAGGAGAACUCCUAUGGCCCAGUUUCGGUGACAUUCCUGGGAAGGAAAUCAUCACCUGCGACGAUGUUGCAGGAGUCGUUGUGAGCGCCCCAGAAGGCUCUCCAUUCAAGGAAGGAGAUGAAGUGUACGCUCGCACGAGCUAUUACCGCCCUGGAUGUGCUCGUGACUACGCAAUUGCCACCACCGAUGAAUUAGCUGGUCGUCCCCGUAAGCUGAGCUGGGCGGAAUCUUCGGCCGUGCCACUCGCUGCGGAGACUGCAUGGCAGGCUCUGUUCAAGCAUGCCGGAGUUGGCAAUUUCGAUAGCCCGAACUGGAAGGGUAAACGCAUCUUGGUGACUGGGGCUUCGGGAGGGGUCGGGACCUGGGUUGUUCAGAUUGCAAGCCAAACGGGAGCAGAAGUGGUCGGUACUUGUGGACCAGAUAACCUAGACCACGUCCAGGCCCUAGGAGCCAAGCAAGCGCUGAACUAUCGCUCGCUCAAGAUUUCCGAGUGGGGUCAGAACCCAGUGAACAAAGUCGACGUGAUUAUUGACUGUGUUGGCGGGAAAUCACUUGAAGAUGCCUGGUGGUGCCUCCGUGACAACGGCGUGAUCAUCAGUAUCAAUCAGCCGCCGGAAGGCAAACGACCCGCAGGGUUUUCAGGUUCCAAUGUGAAAGAUCUUUUCUUCAUCAUGGAGCCAUCUGGUGCAGAUUUGGCAGAAAUCACGAAGCUGAUCGACAAGGGCAAAUGCCGGCCUAUUGUUGACAGUGUCUGGCCCUUGGAGCAGUUUCAAAAUGCAUACGAACGUUUGGAUAGUGGCCAUGCCCGAGGGAAGGUUGUUUUCGACCUGUUGUUGAAUAUUCAAAAGUAG